This is a messenger RNA of Schistocerca gregaria, 1300 nucleotides long. RefSeq names its product putative ankyrin-containing lipoprotein Lxx09580. The record is from RefSeq and is a predicted model, not a curated record. NCBI's taxonomy places the organism in Eukaryota, Metazoa, Arthropoda, Insecta, Orthoptera, Acrididae. Gene Ontology annotation, molecular function: protein binding. The transcript has 3 exons. The coding region runs from base 117 to 1142 and encodes 341 amino acids.
CAGUUGUUCUCCUGCAGCAGGGCAGCGGCGCAGUUGUGACGGAGCAGCCAGGCUGCUAGAAGCGUGCGACGCAGUUCUGCCUCUCGGCGAGAAGAGCAGAGAAAGGAACAUUCACCAUGGCAGCCGCCAAGGAGGCGCAAGAGGCUGCUGCUACGGACGCGGGGGAAGGGGCGACGGUGACGCUGGUGGCGGGCGACACACAGCUGGUAGCGCACAGGGCCGUCCUGGCCGCCAGGAGCCCCGUGUUCGCCGCCAUGUUCUGCCAGGACACGCCGCAGCCCGGCAGCAGUGUGGUCGCAGUCCCCGAUGUGGAGGGCCGGGUGCUGCACCAGCUGCUGGUCUACAUGUACUCCCUCCGUGCUCCUGAGGUGCCGCGCAUGGCCCCACAACUCCUGGCAGCUGCCGACAGAUACGGCGUGUGGGGGCUGAAGGUCCAGUGUGAGGAGCAGCUGGCCAGUCAGCUGUCAGCGGAGAACGCGGCGCGUACAGCGGUGCUGGCAGUGAGGCACUCCUGUCCCAGCCUCGCAGAGGUCGCUGUCGCCUUCAUAAGAGCCAACUCGCUGGUGUUUGCCACAGCGGGUUGGGCGGAUGCGGUCCUCAACCACCCUGACGAGCUGGUCAAAGUCAGUCAGUUGCUGGGUGGGCCACUAACAAAAACCAGGAGCCUUCCUGGAAAGGAGAGUAGCCGAGGACUGAUCCAGGCAGCUAAGGAGGGGGCGGUGGAGGAACUCAGGGUGCUUCUCGCGACAGGGGCGGAAGUGGGGGCGAGGGACGAGGACAUGUGGACUGCUCUGCACUGGGCAGCUGAGAGGGGACACCUGGAAGCAGUAACAUGUCUGGUGGAAGGCGGGGCAGAGGUGGAUGAGAGGGACAGCAGGAGGAACACGCCGCUGCACUGGGCUGCGUCCCGCGGCCACGUGGCUGUGACACGGCGACUGCUGGAGUCCUCUGCUGACCCCAACGCCAGGGAUAAGUAUGGGUGGACGCCGCUGCACUGUGCAGCUAGAUGCGGCCACACAGAGGUGGCGGCCGUGCUGCUCGAUGCAGGAGCUGACACUGAGGCCAGGGACGCACACGGGCACAAACCCUGGGUCAUCGCCAGGCAGAACGGCAAGCAGCAGCUCGUGGAGAUGCUAUCGUGAAGCAUUCGGUGCAACAAACAUCUCUGCAAUAGUGCUGAAAUGACUUUCUGCAUCUCUUUGUGAUAUUGUUCUAAUUAAAGAAUGCUAAAGUGAAUACUACAGUCCAUCAUUUGUACUCACCUUUAAGUAGGACUCAAAUACAGUGGUGUCAUUAUCUU